GCUGCACAAUAGAUCAAUAACAGAUCAAUAGUCCAGUCAGCCAGAUGAAAUUAUGAUUAUCCUCCUAUUGUUCGUAUUUGGAUUAAUUGCACCAGAAUCAGCAGGUUCAACAAAGAAAGGAGUAUGUGUCAACCCUAGCAGUUAUUUGUGUGAUGAUUUGACAGUUUUCAAAACAGUCACUUGGUGGUAUGACUGGAGUCUGUCCCCAGCCUAUGAGAAAAACACGAACUGUACCAACAAGCCUCGCCAGGAGUAUAUUCCUAUGGCCUGGGGAUGGUACCCCAACAGAAACAUUACUGGAAAACUACCUACUGAUUCAAGUGGGUUUUAGGAUUCAACGAGCCCAAUCACAAAGACCAAUCAAAUAUGACACCUAAUAUGGCAGCCAAAUACUGGCCACUCCUUGAGCAUGAGAGUGGAAACAGAAUACUGAUUUCUCCCUCAUCCUCCCCUUGUGGAGGGGGACCAUCAUGUAUGUCAGAUUCAAUUGCAUGGUUCGAUGCGUUCUUUGCCGCAUGUAAGAACUGUCGCGUAGAUUACAUCGCAACUCAUCAUUACUCAUGCGAUCCGGCACAAACCGCUGAAUAUCUUCAUUCAAUAUACUCACGCUACAAGAAACAAAUAUGGCUGACGGAAUUUGGAUGCCCCUAUACCCAGAAUGCAACUGUUGUUAUGGAAUACAUGAAAGGAGUGUUGCCAUGGUUAGAACAGGCUGAUUAUAUCUACAGGUACUCCUGGUUCAUAACACGUAUGGAUGACACUCCAUUUAUUCAUAAGGACAACCAACUGCUAAUUGAUGGCAAAUCUGAACUAAAUGAACUGGGGAAAUUCUAUGACAAUUUCAAAAAUGAAUAGAUAAUCUAUUUUACGUGUAUUUCUAACAUAUGCAAGCAUUAGUGCCAAAAGUAAAGAAAAAAUAGUAUCGUAUUGUAUUUUGGUUACCGUCAUACUUGGCAAGUAAUACCUCAUAUCAUUGGUAUAUUCCGUAUUACUACGUAUUUUACACUUGAAGACAAAGCCAGAAACCCCUCCUUAGAGGAGCCCUGUGUUCUUUUGUGUGCACCAAUACACAGACAUACAAAUACACACCACAGCCCUUUGUAUGAGUUGUGGACCAUUCACAGUCAAACACAUAAUACACAAACAAACUUGUCUGAACCAUGAACCAACAAUUGUCGCUAAUGUUUAUAUCUAUUAACCUUGGCAAUACUUUCUGUUGUAUAUGAU
Molecule: messenger RNA, 1227 nt
Organism: Owenia fusiformis
Lineage: Eukaryota; Metazoa; Annelida; Polychaeta; Sabellida; Oweniidae
Source: the annotation of a GenBank genome assembly